AUGACGGAACAAGCGCCACCGGCUCCAGUCACUCACGCUCCAGUGGCUCCAGUCACUCACGCUCCAGUCGACAAGAAUGUCACUGCCGAGACGGCCAGUCCCACGUCGGUGAUUGGAACAAAUGUGAAGAGCCCCCCUUCUCCAGGACACGCUCCUGCCGACGCCAACCACGCUCAUGCGGCUACCACCCAUCCUGAUUCCGCUCUUGCCAAGGUCCAACACGAGAGGACAAUGUCGAACAUCAAGGCCUGGGAAGAGAGUCGCAAAGCGAAAGCCACCAACAGGUGCGCCGCGGUGAUUGCAAAGAUCGGUGCCUGGGAGGCCUCGCAGAAGGCUGGAGCUGAAGCAAAGUUGAAGCAGGCUGAGGAGAAACUCGAGAAGAAGAGAGCCGCACUCGUCGAAAAAAUGCGUAAUCAAAUUGCAGCCGCUCACAAGAUGGCCGAAGAGAGACGAGCUCUCGCGCACGCGCAGGAAGGCGAGGAGAUGUUCAAAAUCGAAGAAACUUCAGCAAAGUACAGAGCUCAAAACAAGAAGCCUGGAGGAUUCCUGUGCUUCAAGGCCUGA
Messenger RNA from Selaginella moellendorffii, 564 nucleotides. Its product is annotated as remorin. NCBI's taxonomy places the organism in Eukaryota, Viridiplantae, Streptophyta, Lycopodiopsida, Selaginellales, Selaginellaceae. The record is from RefSeq and is a predicted model, not a curated record. The coding region runs from base 1 to 564 and encodes 187 amino acids. The transcript is spliced from 4 exons.